AUGUCCGGGAAUGAAGCUGAAACAGUGGAAUCCUUAUCGGAGCUGCACGCAGUGGGAUCAUUCGCACAGAUCAAUGUUAUGGGUGAUAGCGGUGAUAAGAUUGAACUUGUUCUGGUAGCUGAAAGGCGAAUACGAGCUUUGGAGCCAGUGAUCGAUGAUGUCGAUUCAACGUAA
Messenger RNA from Gongylonema pulchrum, 174 nucleotides. NCBI's taxonomy places the organism in Eukaryota, Metazoa, Nematoda, Chromadorea, Rhabditida, Gongylonematidae. The record is from the annotation of a GenBank genome assembly.